Molecule: messenger RNA, 1392 nt
Organism: Penicillium brasilianum
Lineage: Eukaryota; Fungi; Ascomycota; Eurotiomycetes; Eurotiales; Aspergillaceae
Source: the annotation of a GenBank genome assembly
AUGCCCACCACUCCAGUCCUACACGUCGGCAUCCUAGGCGCCACCACCGCCACAGACUCAAUCUACAUCCCAAUUCUCAACUCCCUGCCAAACCAUUACACCUUCAUCAUCAUCCACACAACGUCCAACAACCUCGAACGAGAUACCCAAAAGCACGCCGAUGUUCACACCCCGCAAAUAACGACAAACCCAGACGAAGUCAUCAACCAUCCAGACGUAACCCUCAUAAUCAACCUCCUCCCCUUCGACCAUCAUGAACAGUACACCCUCGCAGCCCUGGAAUCAGGCAAACACGUCAUGGUCGAAGUCCCCCUGAGCCUAAGCAUCCACGGUCUCCGUCGCGUGCGCGAUGCGCGCAAAAAGGGCGCCGCAAGAUCCUCUCAACCCGACAAUGCAAUCGCAAAUACAAACGUCUCGAACACACCCGGGCCAAAGGUCUUCGUAGGCUGUGCUCGUCGCUACGCACCUUGUUUCACGGAUAUCUUCAAAAAGGAGAUCUCCACCCUAGGCCGAGUCUACUAUGCCCGUUGUCGAAAUAUCACCGGUCCCUACACGGCCCCCGUCGCUCCCAACACGCCUGGAAAAGGAUACAUCAACGGCAACAGCAACAGCGGUCUACCUUCUUCCCUCACCCCGUCUGCCUCAUCAACCGCCCGCCCGGCACGGAUCCACGCCCUCCUCGCCGACAUCUUUGGCUCGGGCGAAGACUGUACGCGCGACCGCGAAGCGUUCUGCCGUUUCCUGGGUACACUAGGCGGCCACGAUCUCUCGUUAAUACGCGAGAGUCUGGGGUUUCCAGAUGCGGUGUCGAAUAUCUCUAUCAUUGAGCCGUUUUACUCGGCCAUGUUCCAUUACACGGAUGAUAGUCGUGGUGUGACGUAUCCGUUUACGUUGAUCUGGGAGGCCGGUGUUGACGGGGUGCCCCGGUGCGAUGCGCAUUUGACGGUCUACGGGGAGAAGAAGACGAUUAGUGUGGAGUAUGACUUUUCGUGCGUGGGUGUGCGCGGGGAGGGUGUUGCCGUUAAGGUCGUUGUUGAGGAGGCCGUUGAUGAUUCUGGUGAUGUUGAUGUUAAUGUUGAUGUUGAGGUGAAUGGCAAGGCUGGCGAGAAUGGACAUGUCAAUAGCGACGGCGACGGUCAGGGCAACGGCGUUGCGAAUGGACAUGCACGGACUCGUCCGCGAAUGAAGCGCACCGAAUUCGUGAGCACCGCCAGGGAAACGUACGAGCAGGAAUUCUUGGCUAUGCAUGCGUAUCUAGCUGGUGACGCUGGAGACUCGAAUCUCGAGGCGAAGACUACCGCGGAAGACGCCCUGGAUGAUCUCAAGCUUAUGCAUAUGAUCUUUGAUCAUUAUGAUCGGCAAUGUGGGACGAUUCGGACGCCGUUGGGUUGA